GCGCUCACAGCCCCGUGGCACCUCCCCGGGGCAGCAGGGCCUGGGCUGCUCUCCAGAGGGAUCUGGGCAUGGUGGGCCGAGGGAUGGAGGCCCCCGGCAGCACUCGGGGCCCCAAGGCCGACCUGAGCCAGCGCAGCCAGGAGAUGCGUGUCCUCGUGGACCUGCAAGAGCAAGGCAGGAAGAUUUUCAGUCAGUCCUGCGAGGAGACGCUCCGUCAGAACAGGGAGCUGCUCCCCAGCCUGCAGACGGCUUUGCAAGAGGAUUCCAGCGUCCUGAAAUUUGUCCUGAAGUACAACAAACUGCCCGUUAAGGAUGAUUUUGGAGAGGGCCGGGAGCUCGUUUCAGCCACUGAGAGCCUGGAGGUGGCCAUAAAGAAGAUGGAGGCCAAAGUCCAUGAGCAGGUGAAGGUAUGUGACGUGCUGCUGCACCAGCUGAAGCAGUGGAGCCAGGCCAGGGAUGAGCGCCAGAGGCGCCUGCAGGAGCUGCAGGAAGCUGAGACAGAUCCCAAGUGGCAAGAGCCACAGCUGCAGACCAUUCGCCAGCUGGGCAAUGACAUCGAGAAGAUGCUCAUGAAAAUCCAGAGUGGGGAGAUCAUGACCAAGCUGUACCUGCAGCUGCAGGAGGUCCUGAGGAGGGAGCUGGUGUACCUGCCUCAAUACCUGGACCUCCUGUGUGGCAUGACUGUGAUGUACCACGAGGAGCUCACGGCCCGGAGUAGCCUCAAAGCCAACGAUGCCAUCAGGAAACUCAUGGCCGAGGCAGGACCACAGGUCCGUGUGGAGAAACAUCUCAGGGACCAGUCCCUGGCUGAGCAGAGGAAGCACAUCGAGAGCCUGCGGCGCCAGGAGGAGAGCGAAAGGCAGCAGAGGCAG
Messenger RNA from Cyanistes caeruleus (blue tit), 872 nucleotides. NCBI's taxonomy places the organism in Eukaryota, Metazoa, Chordata, Aves, Passeriformes, Paridae. The record is from RefSeq and is a predicted model, not a curated record.